AUGUUUUUAUCUCUCUUUGCGCUUUCCUAUUCCUUAGAUUUUUGCAUCAAAGCUCCUGAUUACGAUGGAGAGUGUCCUUCAAGUAAAAUUAUUAUCACAGACAUAACAAAAUUUUAUGAUUCAUUUGCAACUCAAUAUGGAAACACAUUGGAAAUCUUGAAUACACCAAAUUCCAUAUUCGCAAUUGAUUUUUCCAAGUUUCAUGACAAAACCGUAUCAUUCAUUGGUUCAAACACUUCAAUGAUUGCAGUUGACAGACCAAUGGAUACAUACCAUUCACACAUUGGAAUACAUAAUCUUACCGUUAGAUUCGAUGAUACCGAAUGGAAUCCUCUUUUUAUUUAUGUAACAGAAUUUGAAAAUGUCACAUUUAUUAAUGCUGAGAAGAUCUUCAUUACUACAGAACAGCUCAUUACUGAUGCAUAUUCGGUCCAGUUUUUCAAUAACAUCUCAACUGAUAUUCUAAACUUAGAUUUAGUAGGACAAGGAUAUUUUCCAACAAGGAACACCAACAUUUAUAUAGACGAUGUCAAUUUGUCAACCAUAUACAAUCUAGUUAUGGAUACAAACAUCAGUGUUUCCAGAAAAUUUUUGAAUAUUUCGAUGAAUUCUUUUACUUUUUACAUUCAAUCAGUUUAUGAGACAGAUAUUCAGAUUAUCCACAAUACAGACUCUGUUUUGAAAGUAGCGUCCACUUCAAAAGAGUUUUUCAGAGCAAAUAAAUAUACAUUUGUCAUUGAUAACUCAAAUAUUGAAGUUGGAUACAGUAGAUACAAUGAAGGUCCAUGGGUAAAUACAUCGGGAAACUCUGUUGUUACUUUACUUGAUAAUGCGAUCUAUUUAUCAGUUUUUAAUGGAACUACAGAGCUUCAUGCCAUUAAAGGAACAUCACAGAGCUCAACAUUAAAUGUUUUCAAUGAUGGAAUUCUUCUUUUGAAAGAUAAUGUUGUUCCAUAUCAAGCAUUAACAGUCCAAAUAACAGAUAAAGCACAGAUAAUCACAGAUGGAACAACUGUUCUCCAACAAAAUGGUAUUUUCAAUGUAGUUAAAACUGUUUCUCCAUCUCAAAUUGGUGAAAAUAUAAUUUUGUUAAUAACUAAUCCUAGAUCAGUCAAAUUCAUCAAUGCUGAGUUCACAAUAGAUACAAUACAGAUGAAUGACAAUGAAAAUCUUUAUGUUUUCUUUGAUACUGAUAUUCAUGGAUCUGUUUUAAUCAAAAAUGGACUUGAGAAGUUCACAGCAAACUUCAAAUAUGCUAGAGAUAUAAUGCCAACAAACGAUGAAGCAAACAAACUCAUUAAUAACAAUUAUUAUGGAAUUUGUACUCCAAAGAUAACAUGUGAUAACAUAUCAUCUAAACUUGUUGAUGCUUAUGUCCAUGGAUUUAACAAUGAUGAUAGUCUCGUUAAUUUUGUUUGCAAUAAAAUUGAUGAAAAUUAUUGCAUCGGAGUUAACUUGAAACAGAGACCUCUUGAUGUUUACCCUCAAUACUGCUAUGCAGCAAAUGAUACAGAUUGCAUAAAACCAUAUCUUUCUUUGACAGAUUAUUCUGAUAUGUCAAAAAUUGUUCCAAAAGCCGCAAAGGAGAUAAUAAUAGAUACAGAAUCAGAUAUGGAUGAUUUCAUAUCAUUCAAAGGCCUCCAAAAGCCAAGUGUCACUUUCAUUGGAAAGAAUUUGACAAAAAUUAACUUAGAUUCAACUGAAUUUGGUCAAUUAACAUUCGACAAUGCACAAGCAGUUGUUGAAGGCAAUUUCAAGGCAGAUUCAUUGAAAUCGACAUUUAAUUGCGUCAAUUUUUCAGGAAAAGCUUCAAUAGAAUCUGACAAUGUAGAGUUGUCAUUUACAACUAUUGAAUAUUUGACAGGAUUCAAAUCUGCCAAGGUAAAUUUGCCAGAAGGACCAACAGUUGAAUAUCAUGAAGAUGGUUGGCAAAUCAAUGGAUACAGGUAUCAUAUUCCAAGUGAAAACAAGCCAAAUCUUGUUUUCGCUCUUCCUUUCACAUCAACACUUCCUAUUUAUGUACAGAGGUGUGAUUGUGGUUGUACUAAUUACACUGUUCCUCUUCCUAUUGAACAGACUGUUGGAGAUUUCAGAGUUGACUUUGUAAAAGGAUGGAAAGAUUUCGGUCCUGUUGAUUUAUUCCAAGGAAAUGAUAAGAAUUAUAUAAGAGCUGUUUCUGUUGAUAGUUACAUUCCUCUUCCUGUUUCUAGUUACAAAGAAAUAAGUGUGGAUAGUACUCUACAAAAAGUUUAUUUCGUCAAACAAAAUUUGACAAACAAUUCAAUUUCUUUUUCACAAGGAAAUGCAACUGAAAUUUUCUUGCCAAAUCUGACAGUUUUCGGAUCAUCAAGGAUUUCAAAACAAGAGGUAAAUGGAAAAGUUUUCCUUAUGAAUGCAACGGUAUCUCAGAAUUCAAAUGUCACUUUUGAUAGUUUACAUCUUCACAAUUUGACUAUUUAUGGACAAUCAAAUGUAGACAUUAUUGGAAAUUCCACAGCCUUUUUCAAUGUGAAGAUGACAACAUCAGAAUAUCCAUUUGUCAAUGGAAGUUUGUCGAAUAUUGAGAGAUUUCAUGUAAAUUGGACAAUCAAUGAUAUAAAUGAAACGAAGAAAGUUCAUAUAUUCGAAGGAAACUGCACGAAUACUACGAUUUAUCCAUCGAAGAUUCAACAGAAAUCUAAGAUUGUUCAUGCAUCAUUUGUAUAUGAAAACAACAAUGUUUAUGUUAAUUUCAUUGUUGAAUAUGAUAAGACAUUGAUUGUGAUGCUCAUUGUUUCUGGAUUCAUUAUUGUUGGUAUUGUCUCUGUUAUAUUUAUCUUUGUUUGCAACAAGAACAAAAGCGAACCAAACAUUCCUUCUUCAACACCUCUUCUUUCAAAUCAAGAUUAG
Molecule: messenger RNA, 2889 nt
Organism: Trichomonas vaginalis G3
Lineage: Eukaryota; Parabasalia; Trichomonadida; Trichomonadidae
Exons: 1
Coding region: 1-2889 (962 amino acids)
Source: RefSeq, a predicted model, not a curated record